ACUGUCACUUCUGCUUCUGUCUACAGGCAGCGUGCAAAUACUUGCGGAACCUUUGAGGGAUGCCGUGUUUCCUCCCGGACGUUCCCUUUGGUACCAUCGAGUGGUGGAUGACGGAAGUACAACCACAGCCAUUGCAGGUGUUUACUGGGUUAAAAGUUGUAUACUAUCGUUUUAAAUAUGCCUGUAUUGUCCGAUACGGAGCGUAAGGGCUGUAAAAAUAUGUUGGGUAUCAUGUCAAGGGGCGACAUACUUUCGCUUAGCGAUACAGUCACCAACAAAAUGAUUGCAGUGGAAAACAUUACAGAAGCAGUUGAGGCCAUUCUUUCAUACACCAAGGAUACGGAGGAGCUGCUAAAACGAAAAAAGGUCCACCGUGACGUUAUAUUCAAGUACCUGGCAAAGGAGGGGGUGGUGAUGCCCCCCAACAGUGAGAAACACCAGCUAGUGAAGCGGACUCUAGAGUUUUGGUCUACUGGGAAGGCAUUGGACUAUCAAACCCCAGCAGUUGAGACCAGCCUAAGUCUGAGACCAGCUGAGAGUGUCUCUGUUUCCUCUGAGGCAGGGUACAGUCCUGGUUUUGACCACCUGGCCUUGGCCAGACAGUUCUGUCAGUGGUUCUUCCAGCUUCUCAACAGUCAGAACCCCUCCCUGCACCAGCCUCCUAAGGACUGGGGACCACAACACUUCUGGGAGGAUGUCCGUCUGCGUCUCUUCUCCAGUGCUGUUGGCCAACAAAUGGAAGAAUUCCAUGGCUCUGAGCUGACUAGCCUGCGUCUCCUGGCCCUGGCGAGGGACGAGAGGCUCCUGUUGAGCCCCAACCUUGACCCUCCUGGCCUGAAGGUCCUGUCCUCCCCCCACGGCCUGGUGUUGGUGGCUGUGGCAGGGACCAUUCACAGAGAUGAUGUCUGCCUAGGAGUAUAUGAACAGGUGUUUGGCCUCAUCCGCUCACCGCUGGAACAGAACAGCUGGAAGAUCAAGUUUGUCAACCUGAAGAUCAAGGGGCAGGACGCCCUGGGAGGAGCAGAGGAGCUGGCCUCUCCUGCACUGACCUGCAGCUCCUCUGAACUACAGCUGCUCUGCAGAUGAGGGAACUGAGGUUCAUCCCAAUAGUCUAAAGGGGUUCCUCUCCUUGCUUCCUUUCCCUUAUCUGCACUUGUGAAAAACAUGGACAGGUGAAAGUAAAUUCCCAAUGUCACCAUCCACCAUAUUGUUUUCACCUAUCUUGGGUUCUCAGGUCAGUGCAGAUAAAGGAGAGAAGAAGAGAGAGACACACUUCAGAUGAUUGAAAUUCACACUUGGUGUCACUAAGAGAAGAGGACUGCUCUGUAGACCAUAAGGGAGCAGUGGUUAGAGAUAUGCCUGUGAGAAUGAAAGACAGAGUGCAUUCAAUACAUUAUGCAAGGAAUUUAAUUGUCAUGAUGGGGUAAACAUACAUUUCAUGGUCUGUUUUCCUCAAUACUAUAUAGUUAGCUAUUAUUUACUGCUGUAUCAAGAAGAAAAAUGUAACAUUUUUGCUAUUAAUACUAUAUUCCAGGAUAUGUUUAGGUUUACUCUCCAUGUAAUGGGAAAAGGUCUUGGUUGGUGUAUGAAUGGGUGGUUUUCACGAUUCUUCUGUUCUCUCAUUUGAGGCAUUUUCCCUUAAAUGACCUGUGAUCUGUGCCUUAUGUAGAAUAGUCUAUAAGCAGAAGCAUGCCUCUAUCAUCGGUAACGGUAUAUGGCUAAAACUUGUAAGUAUAUUAUAUUGUAAAUAUGUAUCAUACCAGUACUAAAAAUAAUUUAAACCUU
Molecule: messenger RNA, 1785 nt
Organism: Oncorhynchus kisutch (coho salmon)
Lineage: Eukaryota; Metazoa; Chordata; Actinopteri; Salmoniformes; Salmonidae
Gene: lg2h3orf38
Product: linkage group 2 C3orf38 homolog
Exons: 4
Coding region: 178-1086 (302 amino acids)
Source: RefSeq, a predicted model, not a curated record